Molecule: messenger RNA, 330 nt
Organism: Blepharisma stoltei
Lineage: Eukaryota; Ciliophora; Heterotrichea; Heterotrichida; Blepharismidae
Source: the annotation of a GenBank genome assembly
AUGGAAGAUUCGGAAAGUAAUGUUUCCUAUUCUUCUUCUUUUUGUGAAGAAAACGGAGCUUUACAGGAUGAAUUUUUCGAACUUUUACUAUUAAAUGAACUUAUUGAUACAGGAUUACUUGAUAAUUCUGAAUCAGAGUAUGAAUGAAAUGAUAGUGAUGCAGAAAAUGUUGAUACAGAUGACAAAAUAUUGGAGUUUUUAAGUCGUUUAGAUGGAAAAAUACUAGAUGAAAUAGAUCCUAUUCAGGAAACCUUCAAAUAUAGGAAGACUGAGGUGAUCAUUGAUGAUAAGAAGACAAUCGAUAAGAAAAUCCUGAACACAGAAAAAUAA